CAAAACAAUCGAGAAAGAUUUGUCCAAGCACGAAACAGAAGAGAGAGAGAGAGAGAGAGAAAGAGGCAGGGUAAAUGCCAUGGCUUUCUCACCAUGCAUUGCCCCUUUGGUAAUUCUGUUCCUCAUUUUUGGGUGUGCUGCAAGGCCCUUCUAUCCACUCCCUAGUAAAGUAGCUGACGGCACUAGAAAGCCUUUACAAACUUCUCGUCCAUAUAACUUAGCUCAUCGAGGUUCAAAUGGAGAACUUCCUGAGGAAACUGCUCCUGCAUACAUGAGAGCUAUUGAAGAGGGUGCAGACUUCAUUGAAACAGAUAUCCUAUCUUCCAAAGAUGGCGUUCUUAUAUGCUUCCAUGAUGUAACACUUGAUGCUACCACUGAUAUUUAUCAACACAAAGAAUUUGCCAAACGUAAAAGGACCUAUGAAGUCCAGGGGGUCAACACCACUGGCUUUUUUCCUGUUGAUUUCACAUUAAAAGAACUAAAGUCAUUGAGGGUGAGGCAAAGGUACUCAUUUCGAGAUCAACAAUAUAACGGAAAGUUUACUAUUAUUACUUUUGAAGAGUACAUUUCAAUUGCACUGGAUGCUACCAGAGUUGUUGGAAUAUAUCCAGAGAUUAAGAAUCCAGUAUUUAUCAAUCAGCAUGUGAAAUGGCCAAAUGGUAAGAGAUUUGAGGAUAAGUUUGUGGAGACACUUAAGAAGUAUGGAUACAAGGGUUCAUAUUUGUCAAAAGAGUGGUUGGCACAACCUGCAUUUAUCCAGUCAUUUGCUCCAACUUCACUUGUAUAUGUAUCAAAUCUGACAGACUUGCCUAAGAUCUUUUUAAUUGAUGAUGUUACUGUUCCAACUCAAGACACUAAUCAGUCAUAUUGGGAAAUUACUUCAGAUAGUUACUUUGACUACAUUAAGAAGUAUGUGGUGGGCAUUGGACCUUGGAAGGAUACGGUGGUUCCUGUCGAGAAUAAUUAUUUACAAACGCCUACUGAUCUUGUUGCCCGCGCACACUCCCAUGACCUACAGGUGCACCCAUACACUUACCGAAAUGAGAACCAGUUCUUACACUUGAACUUUAACCAAGACCCAUAUGAGGAAUAUGAUUACUGGAUUAACAAGAUAGGAGUUGAUGCACUCUUUACAGACUUCACGGGCAGCCUCCAUAAUUAUCAGGAAUGGAGAUCUCUUUCUUCAAAUGAUAGUGAUGAUAGGGCAUCUAAACUAUUGCACAAAAUUGCUGAGAUGAUCAAUUCCUAGAAAAGGUAUGAGAGAGCAAGUUGUAUGUAUCAUUAUAUAUUAUCAUCCUGUUUAUAUGCAGGUUGUGUACAAUAACAUAAUUGAAACUUGUUCACUAGAGGUCAUUUUUUCAGUUGUUUUCCUUGCAAAAUAAAAAUAAUAAGCUAUUUCCUAUUGAUGUAAUCAAUAUAAACUUUUGUAGUUGGCUUGCGAUCAGCUUGUAUGUUGGUCUAGAUAAUGCAAUUU
Molecule: messenger RNA, 1474 nt
Organism: Corylus avellana
Lineage: Eukaryota; Viridiplantae; Streptophyta; Magnoliopsida; Fagales; Betulaceae
Gene: GDPD6
Product: PLC-like phosphodiesterases superfamily protein
Biological process (GO): lipid metabolic process
Cellular component (GO): vacuole
Molecular function (GO): glycerophosphodiester phosphodiesterase activity
Source: RefSeq, a predicted model, not a curated record